Molecule: messenger RNA, 1935 nt
Organism: Dibothriocephalus latus
Lineage: Eukaryota; Metazoa; Platyhelminthes; Cestoda; Diphyllobothriidea; Diphyllobothriidae
Source: the annotation of a GenBank genome assembly
GCUGGGGCCUCUCCACAGCAGCAGUCUACGAGUCUUGUGCAGCCUGUCGUAGCGGCAACAACCAAGAGUGCACCCCCGGCGGCACCCGCUGAAUCUGCCGCAGCCUUGCCCGUUAAGACACCAAAGACGGAAACUACACCUGUUGGAAAAUCCUCACCCGGAAUGGUAUCUGAAAUGCCAAUACGGCCCGUCGUUUCAGAAGGCGUAAAAGCAGCCAUCGAGCAGCGUUUGCCCUCCACGCAAGCGCAUCAAGAGAAGGCUAGAAUAAUGAUGGGGGCUAUGGCUGAUAGUCGCCCUGCGGAAAAAUGGGAUGUAACGGCAGACGAGGAGGAUGAAUCGCGACAGAAUGCGGCUUCUGAACUGCUUGAUGUCAUUAUUUCCCGGACAAAAGAACUGGACGCAGAGCAGGCUGCUGAGGAUAAAAUUGUUCCGUCCACAACGGCUCAGACCUUCAAGGUCCCGGAGGCGGAACCUCCUAAGACUAGCGCGCUGCUUGACGUCCUGAUGAUGAAAGAUGAGGAUUCCGUAACACCUGCCAAAGACAAAUCAUCGGAGGCCUCUGCCAAGUCUUCCAUCGGGUCACCGAAAGCAGAACCUACGGGCAAGGCUACUGAAAACACAGAAAAACAGGAGGGGCUCAUGUCCGAGCUGGUGAAGUCCAUUAAAAUGAAAGACGUUGAGAUGCAUUCGAGUUCUACUGAAAAAAAUGAUCACACAGCAAGUCGGGAAAAACCGAAUAAGGAGCAGCCUACUGCGAAGGAACUCGAAUCGGUCCUGGCUAAAGCCGUUAUUAAUAAGGACCAGGAAGUCCGUCAACAGAAGGAACUGUUUGCUACUCUGGCCAGCGCUGUUGAAAAGGAAGACGAAAAACUUCACCCAGAAAAGGUACAUGAGUCGGCUUCGCCAGUUAAGACCCCAUCCCUCACACCAAAGACAAAAUCUACACCUUUUGGAACAUCUUCAGCGACAGAGGCAUCUGACUUGCCGGUGCGGCCCGUGAUCUCAGAAGGCGUUAAAUCGGCCAUCGAACAACGUCUGCCUUCCAACCAAGUACAUCAAGACAAGGCUAGGAUGAUGAUGGGGGCUAUGCUUGCUAGUCACCCUACGGAUAACGAAGAUUUAAAGUCAGAUAAGGAGCAUGAAUCGCAAGAGACUGCGGCUUCUGACCUGCUUGAUGUCAUUAUUUCUCGGACAAAGGAACUGGACGCAGAGCAGACUGGGGAGGAUAAAAUUGCUCCGUCCGCCACCGCUCCGAGCUUCAAGGUCCCGGAGAAGGAACAUCCCAAGAGUAGCGCGCUGCUUGACGUCAUGAUGAUGGGAGACGAGGGUCCUGAAACACCCGCCAAAGACAAAUCAUCGGAAGUCUCUCCCAAGUGUCCAGUCGAGUCAUCGAAAGGUGAACCUGCGGGCAAGGCAAGUGAAUCAAACGUCACGUCUAAACUGCUCAUGUCUAUUAAAAUGAAAGACGUUGAAAUGCACUCGUCUUCUACUGAAAAUAAGGGAAACAACGAAAAAUCGAGCAAAGACCAGACCAGUACGCAGGAACUGGAAUCGGUCUUGGCCAAGGCCAUCAUGAAUAAAGAUCAUACAGCAAGUCAGGAAAAACCGGAAAAGGAGCAACCAACUGCAAAGGAACUCGAAUCGGUCUUGGCCAAGGCCAUCAUAAAUAAAGAUCACACAGCUAGUGAGGAAAAACCGAAAAAGGAGCAAGGAGCGAAGGAACUAGAAUCGGUCUUGGCUAAAGCCGUUAUCAAUAAGGACCAGGAAGUCCGUCAACAGAAGGAACUGUUUGCUACUCUGGCCAGCGCUGUUGAAAAGGAAGACGAGAAACUUCAUCCGGAGAAGGCACGUGACUCAGCCGAGAGUAAAGGCAGCGAAGACGGCAAGUCUGAACAUCCCGAGAAAACCGCCGCGCCCACAUCCGCAUUAGCAUAA